Molecule: messenger RNA, 1626 nt
Organism: Dracunculus medinensis (Guinea worm)
Lineage: Eukaryota; Metazoa; Nematoda; Chromadorea; Rhabditida; Dracunculidae
Source: the annotation of a GenBank genome assembly
AUGGUCUAUGUUGAUAAUGUUAUUGAAGUUGAAGUUGAUUCAAGCAAUGAAGCUCUUGAACAAUUUUUCAGAGGUCAGGAACGUCGGCGUGUUGCUGACACAUUGUUGAAUAAGCAAAGCAGCCGAUCACAUUCAGUUUUUAAUAUCCGUCUAGUAAUGGCUCCUUGUCAAUUUGAUGUUUUUUAUCCCGUCACAGAUUCUUCAAAGAUGUAUUUUCCAUCAGUUUUUUUACAGAUUCAUGUCAGUCAAUUAUCAUUGGUAGAUCUAGCUGGCUCAGAGCGAACUAAAAGAACGGGAAAUGAGGGAACUCGGCUCUUAGAAACUGGCAAAAUUAAUCAAAGUUUAUUUGUGCUGCGUCAAUGUUUUGAAAAAUUAAGAGAAAACCAGCGUGGUUUUUCAGCGCUAGUACCAGUUCCUUAUCGGGACUCCAAGUUAACAUAUUUGUUUAAAAAUUAUUUCGAAGGUAAUGGUAAAGUUCGGAUGAUUGUUUGUGUGAAUCCUCAGCCUACAGAUUAUCCAGAGAACUUGUCGAAAUAUAAUAUUCCUUUUAAGAGUGUUCUAAGUUUUGCGGAAAUUACUCAAAAUAUUGAAGUAUGCAAAGGCGCUGAACCUCUUGUUAUUAUGUCUGAUGGAUUACCUAUAAGUCGACGCGAUUAUAUCAAAUGGUGUAAUGAAAUCGAUCAUUUCAUUCCGAAAUCGAAAAGCUCGAUAUUACCGAAGUCUCCUUGUAUUGAAUUUAAUGGAAUGGAUGACGAUGAAUUUAUUUCUCGACUUCGAUCUUUUUAUCAACAGUUGACGCAGAAAAGUGUGGCUAUGUGUGAUGUCAUUGAGCAGAGGGAAUUAAUGGAUGAUUUUCGUUCUUCAGAAAAUGAAUUUGAAAUAAAAUUGAAGCGUAUCUUAUGUCUCAUGGAUUUACAAAAUCUAAGAAUGAGUGGAUUAGAAAUGGAAAAAGAUGAAAGAGAGCGCACAAUAAUUCUUCUUAAUGCUCAGUUAAAACAAGCAAAAUUAUUUUCUUCGCUGUCUUUUAUAUUUUUUAAAAAUGUUCUUCAUAAACUACAGCGUGAGAACCAAGCUCUUCUCCGUCGCAUUCAGCGUUAUGAAAAUGAUGAAAGUGAAAAAGGGAACCUUGAAGCAGAGCAAAAGCGACGUGAGAAAGAAUAUGAAGGAAAGCUAAAAAAAAAGGACAAAAUGUUGCACUGCAAAAUCGGAACUGUUUUGUUUAAAUUUUUUCUGGCGCUUACACUCGGUACAUCGAAGGGAACUCGGCGAGCUGAAUUUGGACAAGGAUAUACAAAUGUUGCUGCAAAAAUCGGAUUCUAUAACGCCCGUUUUCAUCGUAGAUCAAAAAGUGCUAAUGGUCGUAUAAUUGAUCACCAGUCACGCCAUAAAAUCCCCGAAGGAACAAUAAUGCAACCAAGAAAUUUGAAAAACUGCAAGCAAACUGUUAAGCCAGAAGCAUCUGAUUUAAGAAAGAGCAUAGAAUAUUUGCUCACUCAUCAAGAAGUUGAUGAAGAAGGGAAUUUAAGUACACAUUUGAUUAAGGGUGAUUGCAUACCAACAGCUGGUGGUGGAACAGCGGUUCAUUUUAAAGAUGUUGAAUGCCUUACACAUAAUGCACCAUGUUGA